This is a messenger RNA of Bactrocera dorsalis (oriental fruit fly), 955 nucleotides long. Its product is annotated as putative nudix hydrolase 6. NCBI's taxonomy places the organism in Eukaryota, Metazoa, Arthropoda, Insecta, Diptera, Tephritidae. The record is from RefSeq and is a predicted model, not a curated record. Gene Ontology annotation, molecular function: ADP-ribose diphosphatase activity. Bases 96 to 938 code for a protein of 280 amino acids. The transcript is spliced from 3 exons.
UGUUUGUUUUCAUCGUCUGUUUCUUCAAUUUUUUGCCCAGAGAACGCAAAAUACACAUUUGCCUAUAUCUGCUUCAAGUUGUUCUUUUACGUAUAAUGUCGGCAUCUAUUCUAAAGGCAGGGACAUUUAAACACAUUACUUGCCGUAAUAAUAUUUACCCAAAAAGUACUCUGCAACGUUUUCCUGUUCCAGAUGAUUUUGUCUUCUGGUCAGCUGAGUAUGUAAACUAUUCGCCUCCCAUUUAUACUGCGCCACAUAUAAAUGGACAACCUUGGGCCGAUCCGGACAUCGGUUGUGUCGAUUUUCAACCCAAAUGGAAUCAACUAGAUGGCGCUGUAAAUCGUGUAUCGUUCAACGGAAUUUACAAAAUUGAAAAUGGGCUUCCCAUAAACCCCAUUGGACGUACCGGCUUGAGUGGCCGGGGAUUACUAGGGCGUUGGGGACCAAAUCACGCAGCCGAUCCGGUAGUUACACGAUGGAAACGCAACGCUGAUGGCAGCGUAUCCAUAAACAGUGAUACACAAAAAAAAAUGUUACAAAUGGUGGCAAUACAACGCCAUGAUAAUAAUAUGUGGGCCAUACCAGGAGGCAUGGUUGAUCCUGGUGAGAAGAUUACCGCAACUCUUAAACGCGAAUUCAUGGAAGAAGCUUUAGAUAGUUUCGAAAAUCAAAAAGUGAUUGAAGAUUUCUUCGCGAAAGGAAAUGAAAUAUACAAAGGAUAUGUAGAUGAUUUUCGUAAUACAGACAAUGCAUGGAUGGAGACAGUUGCCUAUAAUUUUCAUGAUGACAGCGGAGCUCAGGUGGGAAAAUUAGCUCUCUCGGCAGGUGAUGAUGCCGCAAACGUAAAAUGGUUGGAUAUUGAUAGCACCAUAAAAUUACACGCAAACCAUAUUGACAUUAUUAAAGAGGUUAUAAAACGAUUAAACGCCUACUGGUAAAUAAUAAAUUUAAUAUA